Spinacia oleracea (spinach) is the source of this 1363-nucleotide messenger RNA. Its product is annotated as single-stranded DNA-binding protein, mitochondrial. Lineage: Eukaryota; Viridiplantae; Streptophyta; Magnoliopsida; Caryophyllales; Amaranthaceae. The record is from RefSeq and is a predicted model, not a curated record. Gene Ontology annotation, biological process: positive regulation of helicase activity; mitochondrial DNA replication. Gene Ontology annotation, molecular function: single-stranded DNA binding. Bases 96 to 821 code for a protein of 241 amino acids. Gene Ontology annotation, cellular component: mitochondrial nucleoid. The transcript is spliced from 4 exons.
AGACCUCAGUAGUCAUUUCCCCUAGGGUUUUACUCAGGUUUAAGCCCCAAAACCUUGCAAUUCUCUCUCCCUCUCUCUGAUCAAACUCUCCAUCAAUGGCUACCUCAAACUCAAUGGCAGCAAUUUCAAGAAGACUAUAUCGAAAUCUCAUCUCAAAUAAAAAACCCUCUUGUUAUCUUAAUCACACUACCAAUUCCUUCUUCUCCACUGGACCUUCAAUUCCAGACGACAACUUGGAUAAAUUGCUAGACGAGUUACCAACUCUCGACUCGGACACUGAAUCGACCGAGUUACCCCCUGAUAACUCCACCGCUUCCUCCUCUGAGUUCUCCUCAACUUCCCCCAAAUCGGCAGGACACCGUGCCUACAAUCAGACGGUCCUUGAAGGUGGCUUAGACAUCGGCAUUUACAAGGCUAUAUUGGUUGGACAAGUAGGGCAGAGUCCUAUGCAGAAGAGGCUGAAGAAUGGGAAAUUGAUGACGCUUACUACUGUAGGAACGGGUGGGAUUAGGAAUGAGCGGAUUCCAUUUCCUAAUGAAGAGCCGAGGGAGUAUGCUGAUCGUUGUAAUGUUCAAUGGCAUCGGGUUGCUAUCUAUCCAGAACACUUGGGUGAUGUUGUAAUGAAGAAUGCUCCACCUGGUACAAUACUUUAUCUGGAGGGAAAUCUGGAGACAAAAAUCUUUACUGAUCAAAAUACAGGUCUUGUUAAGCGAAUGAGGGAAAUCGCGAUUCGGCGAAAUGGGCGUGUUGUGUUUUUGGGAAAUGGUGGUGAUUUCAGUCAGCCAUCUGCACAUGAGCUCAAAGGUGUUGGCUAUUUCUGAAUCCCGAAGGACAUCACUGUUCAUUUCUCUCAGGCACAUGAUUCAUGAUUGGAUCAGUCUUCAAGUCGACCUCAAAGGACCAGUGCUCAUGUUUUCAAGCAUCAAUAUGUAGGCCGCAAAUCGGAUUGCCAAUAUGCCAUUUACAAUAAUCUAACAGAGACAGAGAGUUGUGCCUUAGAAACGUGAAGGAUAGUAGCUUGUGUACAGCCUGUUUUCCGAUUGCAAGUUCAUUGAUGGUACUUCCCUAACAAAGAAUUACAGUAGAUUUUGUUUUUUUGGUUGAGUUGGAAAGCACAAGUAGAGUUUGAAGUUGCAAACGUUGGUGUUGUUACUGCUAUCAUAUGAGAUAUGACGGAAAAUAAGUUGUUGAAUAGACCUAAACAUUUUUUAAAAUAGGAAAGCUGACUGCCAAAAGGCCCAAAAGGCAUUAACUGGAGUCGGGCUCUUUGGUCGGAAAAUAUUAAAAUGUUUAUAUAAAAAUUACUAAAUGAAUGAUUUUGCUAUGGCUACAUUUAAAUUGUAGCCAUGGUAACUAUCUCCGA